AUUCCACAAAUAUCACCAAUAUGAUGAACUACACUAAUAACAAUCUUUAUUUUAUGUAUAUUUAUAUUUUCAAUUAACUUAUUCUUUUGUUUUAAAACAAAAUUAACUUUUAAUAAAAAUAAAUCCCAAAAUAAUAUAAAUUGAAAAUGAUAG
Molecule: messenger RNA, 153 nt
Organism: Cimex lectularius (bed bug)
Lineage: Eukaryota; Metazoa; Arthropoda; Insecta; Hemiptera; Cimicidae
Source: the annotation of a RefSeq genome assembly